AUAUUGAGUUCAUUAAAUAAUUAAUUACAACUUAUAAGUAAACCUUUUAGUUUUAUGGUAAGCCUACAAGUGUCACAUCGUUUUUGUUUUUAUUAUUUAAAAAAGGCCAAGUAAAUAUCUAUUAAAAUACGAUUUUUGAAUCAACACAAGUGACAUACUAUCUUUUGUGUAAAAUCUGAAAACUACACGGGAAAUCUGAAGUAUAGAAUAAUCACUGAAAUGAAACUCGUCUCCGUUUGUCUUUGUACCAGUACUGGUAAGGUGUACACAUACAGUACAGUGUUACGGACGUUAUUUAUGUAUAAUUGGAAAUAUGUAAGGUUUAUGUCAAAAAUUAGAGAACCAAAAACACCUCAAUCACCCUUCACCAACUCGUCUAGCUUUCAGAAGAAUAAAUUUAGAUUUACCAAUUUGGAACCAGAAAAUAGUCUUCAGCAUCAUAAUCAAGCAACAAAUCGUCACCCCAAAAAAGGAAACUUGACCAGUCCAAAUCUUUAUGAUGCCACAAACUUCAUGCAGAAGACUUGCAACAAAUCUGUUUCAUACUCAUUAAUGAGUGAAGAUUUAGUAAAAAAAAAUAAUUCAACUCGUGUUUGGAGAGAUGACAUGGACAAAUUUGAAGUGAAAGGGGAGAUUCUGUAUGGACUUCAUCCUGUCAGCCUAGCUUUGAAAGAAAAAAGACGACACAUUUUUAAAUUGUUUGUAAAACAGAUCAAUAACCCAGAAAUUAUUCAUAAAGAGCCAGCUUUCAAUCACAUUUUAGAAUUAGCUCUUGCUGUUGAUGUUCCUGUCCAAAAAGUGUCAAGAAGUGUCUUAGAUAUCCUGUCAAAAAGACACGUUCAUCAGGGAGUGUGUUUAGAUGUUAGUAAACUGAAACUGAAGAACGAGCAAGAAGUUUUUCUUAGCUUAAAAGACAAAAAAUAUUUCUCAAACAAACAACAUCCAGUGUGGUUGGUAUUGGAUCAAAUACAAGAUCCAAUGAACUUUGGUGCAGUUUUGAGAUCGGCAUAUUACUUUGGAAUUGAUUGUUUACUAGUUGUAAGAGAUAAUAGUUGUAGACUGUCACCUGUCGUUAGUAAAGCCAGUGCUGGCUCCUUAGAAGUUUUAGAUCUCUACCAAGUAAAUAGCCUACCAGCUUUUUUACGGAUGAUGAAACAAGAAGGUUGGAAUAUUGUUGGAACUAGAGGUUAUAGUGAAAAGAAGAGUUAUGCUGAAGAUAUCCCACUGGUUUCUGUAGAAGAUUUCAUACUGGCUAAACCAACUGUGAUAAUAAUUGGUAGUGAAGGCAGGGGAGUAUCAUCUGAUGUGCAUGAUCUUUGUGAUACAUUUCUAACUGUUUCACCUGGUCGGUUACUUCACACAGACAUUGAGUCUUUAAAUGUAUCUGUUGCAACAGGUAUCAUACUUCAUAGGCUACUACAAAUGCACAACAGUUAGCAAAAAGUAUGAAAGAUUAGUACAAAAAAUUACUUUGUCUUGAAAUUCUGUUAUAGAAAUGUACUUUCUCUUGAGAUGUUAAAAAACACUUUCAAUUGAAAUAGUUUUUAUUAAAAUACAGCUUUUGUAAAAUAAAACCAUCCCUUCUAUUAUAUACAUUGU
Molecule: messenger RNA, 1599 nt
Organism: Limulus polyphemus (Atlantic horseshoe crab)
Lineage: Eukaryota; Metazoa; Arthropoda; Merostomata; Xiphosura; Limulidae
Product: rRNA methyltransferase 1, mitochondrial-like
Exons: 9
Coding region: 220-1437 (405 amino acids)
Biological process (GO): rRNA methylation
Cellular component (GO): mitochondrion
Molecular function (GO): RNA methyltransferase activity; RNA binding
Source: RefSeq, a predicted model, not a curated record